GAGGAGUGCCUCGCUCACUUGGCACUUCCUCUCUCCAAGUCAGGAGUCGGGGCCUCCCCAGUUUUUCUCAGGCGGCAGCGGCGGCGGCGGCGGUUUGCGAUGUUCGGCUUCCAGAGAAACGCAGUAAUCGGACUCAACCUCUACUGUGGGGGGGCCGGACUGGGAGCGGGCAGCGGCCGCGGCGCCUCGGCGCCGGGGGGGCGGCUUUUGGCUGCGGGGAAGGAGGCCCCCGCCCGGCGAGAGGGAGGGGGAGGGGAAGCGGGCGCGGUGAUUGGCGGAAGCGCCGGGCCGAGCCCCCCGGCCACUCUCGCGCCCGACGCCCGGAGGGUCGCGCGGCCUUCGCCUAUUGGCGCCGAGGGCCCCGACGUCACCGCGACCCCCGCCAGGCUGCCGUUCUUCGCGCGCCACCGCCUCUUGUCGCCGCCUGAAGAGAUGGAAUCCCCGGCCUCGGGCGCCAUUAUGUCGCCCGAAGAGGAGCUGGACGGGUGCGAGCCGGAACCUCUGGGAAAGCGGCCGGCCGUCCUGCCUCUGCUGGGGUUGGUGGGGGAGGCCAGUAACAGCCCCGGCACGGACGGCUCCCUCCCCUCCACGCCGCCCCCAGCAGAGGAGGAGGAGGACGAGUUGUACCGGCAGUCCCUGGAGAUUAUCUCUCAGUACCUCCGGGAGCAGGCAACCGGCGCCAAGGACGCGAAGCCGCUGGGCGGGUCGGGGGCCGCCAGCCGGAAGGCGUUAGAGACCCUGCGACGGGUCGGCGACGGGGUGCAGCGCAACCACGAGACGGCCUUCCAAGGCAUGCUUCGGAAACUGGACAUCAAAAACGAAGACGAUGUCAAAUCUUUAUCUCGAGUGAUGGUCCAUGUUUUCAGUGACGGAGUAACAAACUGGGGCAGGAUUGUGACCCUUAUUUCUUUUGGUGCCUUUGUGGCCAAGCACUUGAAGAGUAUAAACCAAGAAAGCUGCAUCGAACCAUUAGCAGAAAGCAUCACAGAUGUUCUCGUAAGGACGAAACGAGACUGGCUAGUCAAACAAAGAGGCUGGGAUGGGUUUGUGGACUUCUUCCAUGUAGAGGACCUAGAAGGCGGCAUCAGAAAUGUGCUGCUGGCUUUUGCAGGUGUUGCUGGAGUAGGAGCUGGUUUGGCAUAUCUAAUAAGAUAGCCUUUUAAGUGCAAUAAUUGACUGUUAACCAACUCCAGCCACCAAACCCACACACGCCUGCUAUGAGGUCAAAUGUUUGUAUGAAGUUGGACUUCAAGUUCUGCAGGCCAUAACCUCCCAGAGUUCUGCUCUAGCAACGGAGAAAAGCAAGUGACAGGAGGCUUAUGGCUAACAGGAAUAAAUACAUGGGAAAAGUAGUUGCCUUGAAGAGUCACUGUCUGAAAGAAGCAAAAGAAGUGGAGUUCAGUUUCAGCAACAGGCAAACUUUGGGAGGCCAUGGAGAAGGACUUUUAGACUUAGUGAAGAUGGUAGGUGAAGAGACUUUAAUUACCUUGCCUAGAACAGGAAAGUGGCCAGUAGGCACGCUAGUCAUAUAGUUCAUUAAAUAUGCCCACUGAAUUAACUUCUAUAGUGUUAAAAUAGAAGCACUAACAACGGCCAGUGGCAUGUGUAUAAUGGUAGCUACAAGUAAUAGAACUAUGACUAGAAGCCUCAGUACUGUACAACAGAGUGUGAAGGGAAGCUUUUUCCUCUAUAAUUAGCUUUCCCAGGUGUGCUUCUUGAAUAGAAAGUCCAAGUGCUCAGGAUGUUUGUACCUGUCCUACUUUGGCUUGUUUGAUUAGCCUAGUGUGGCCAAGAAUACUUGACCUAAGGCUAAAUUACAAAUUUGGAAUAUUCUGUUUUUAAGAUUAAAACUUGUAUUUGUAAAAUUGUAUAUUUACAGAAAAUUAUUCAAACGUAAAGUGAGAAGUCAAAUUUCAUACCCUUUUGAAAUAUACAAUUUCUGUAGUUAGGAACCUAUUUCUUACAGCUUUUCUAUUCUAAACUUUGUUCUAGUCAGUUCUAGGUUGUAUACAAAACCAACCUACCUAAUUGUAUACAGCCUGGUUGUAGUACAGCCAUUCUGAUUAGUAACUAUGCAGGCUUUAAUUUUCCUAUCUGAUUUUGGUGAGUAUUUCUGAAAUAGGUGUUUGGUUUCUUGGGGGUUUUUUAAACCUGGGACUGAGAAAUUGAGGAAUGGAAAUUAAUCCUUUUACUUUGUUACAUGUGGGUUUUCAAUAAUUGAGUCAAGGUUUUAAGGUUUUAUUUUGGGGGUGGGGGGGUGGGGCACUUGGACUGAUGACUUGCAAAUAAUGGGCUCUGAUUGGGCAACUACUUGAGUUUCUUCCAUGUGAUCUAAUUUAACUGAAUUUAAAACUGUGUGAAAUUUAAACAGUUCCUGAGCUCAUCUUCAAACGUUUUGCUAAAAGAUUUUCAGCUGUUGCAAAUGGAACUUAUUAGGGGUAUGUAUAAAAAGAUCACAUCAGGUGGAUUGGAGACAUUUGAUCCCUUGUUUGUUUAAUAAGUUGUACAGUAAUGGCUUGGAAAAGCCAGCUAUAGUCUAACCAUGGUGCUAUUACUAGGCUUGCUUGUUAAACACAGGUCUAAGCCUAGUAUGUUAAUAAAUACUUAUUUCAUUUCUAUUAAUGUU
This is a messenger RNA of Hippopotamus amphibius kiboko, 2626 nucleotides long. It is a transcript of the gene MCL1, whose product is annotated as MCL1 apoptosis regulator, BCL2 family member. Gene Ontology annotation, cellular component: mitochondrial outer membrane. The coding region runs from base 100 to 1155 and encodes 351 amino acids. Gene Ontology annotation, biological process: release of cytochrome c from mitochondria; extrinsic apoptotic signaling pathway in absence of ligand; intrinsic apoptotic signaling pathway in response to DNA damage. Gene Ontology annotation, molecular function: protein heterodimerization activity; channel activity; protein homodimerization activity. The record is from RefSeq and is a predicted model, not a curated record. Lineage: Eukaryota; Metazoa; Chordata; Mammalia; Artiodactyla; Hippopotamidae. The transcript has 3 exons.